AUGGGCUUAUUUGGAAAGAAAACUUUACCCACUCCUCCUGCUCCUCCUGCGCCUUAUCAUACGCUAUCUAUUAACCAGGUAGUCGAACAUACAAAAACUGAUCCUGACGAUGGUCUUACUACACGUGAAGCUGCUCACAGGCUUGAUUUAUAUGGGUUCAAUGAAUUAUCAGGACAAGGGAAUGUCAGUGCCCUUUCCGUUUUAUUUAGACAAGUAGCAAAUGCUUUGAUGUUAGUCUUGGUCAUUGCAAUGAUAAUUUCAUUUGUAUUUGAAGAUUACGUGGAAGGAGGUGUCAUUGCCUUUGUUGCUGUAUCAAAUGCAUUAAUUGGAUUUGCCCAAGAGUAUCGUGCCGAGAAAACUAUGGAAUCUUUACGCAGAAUGGCUUCUCCAACUACAAGAGUUAUAAGGGGUGAUUCGUUGAUAUCCGUUUCGACAAGAGAUGUUGUAGUUGGCGAUGUUAUCGUAUUCGAAGAGGGAGAUGUUAUAGGUGCGGAUGCUCGACUUUUUGAAGUACUUAAUUUAGAAGUGGACGAAGCAUUAUUGACGGGAGAAUCUGUUCCUAAUUGA
Funneliformis mosseae is the source of this 567-nucleotide messenger RNA. Lineage: Eukaryota; Fungi; Glomeromycota; Glomeromycetes; Glomerales; Glomeraceae. The record is from the annotation of a GenBank genome assembly.